UGACAAAAGAAGUGGUAUUUAAUUUGUGAUUUUUGUUGUUUUGGUUUGUUUGAAUGGGUUGGAUCCUAGAACGAAUCCAGUAAUUAAAAUUGCAUUAUUUUAUUUAAAGUAUUUUGACCUUCUAGUACACAUUAUUGUGCAAAUGAUUAAGUUAGAAUCCCGCUGGAGUAAACGGGGAAUCAAAAAGUGUCCCAAAUGUGGCACUUCCAAUGGAAACCGAACGCUAUGUUGUAAAAAUAAAAGCUGUCGACAUAGUUUUGCCACUCGUCCGUCCUCAACUAAGGACGAAUACUUUAGUGCAGUUCAAAUCAAGCAUUCGUUGGAACAAUCGGUAAAACUGUACAGCGUCCGUAAGAUAAAUAGUACAAAAAUGAUGCGAGGGUUUGUUGAAAUUCGAGACUGCUCGGAUAGAGUUGAAGAUCAGCUGCUGCAGCAUAAAACUGCUAUUUGCUAUGUGGAUUGUCAACCGCAUCCUGAUGGAACCUGUCAGCAUGUACGAGUAGCGUCUGAAACGAAAGAACUGGCAGAAGAGUUGGAUUUUGACCACGAACAGCUAUCGAAGCUUAACAUUACAACUGGGAUACGCAAUGCUAUUUUGGAGCAACACUUGAAAUGUAGAGCUAAUGGGAUUCCGCUGGUGCAAAAGGUAUCUGCAGAUACCUUUGUGGUCAGGUGUGACGAUGAAUACCACCAAUAUGUGCCCUUUUGUCAUGUCCAGCUAAAAUAUCCAGAGCGCAUAACCUACGAUUGUACGGCAUUUGAUAGCGGUGAAGGAUCCUCCUACUGUCACCAUGCCUUUAUUGCGGCCGCGGCCAUACUUAGUACUCCGAAAUACUAUCCACUUUUCAGAAAACUCAUCGAUCGUGUUUUGGGUUCUACUGUUCCAGUUCUGGACAGUGCCGUUCUUCUCACCAGCACCGAUAGUAAUUUUUUAGACACACAAAGCGGUGACCAUCUUCUGCUCACUACAAUCGGACAGUCGGAUGAUCAGAUGAUCGACUGUAAAAUGGAUUUUGAAACGGAGUUGGCCACUAUCUGUUUAACUAGUCCCGAUGACGAGAACACUGCCUGCCCAUCUCCUAUUAUUGAACUAGUUAAUAGUAACGAGAACAGUACUUGUGGAACAGAAACGUUUGCUACAGCUUAUGCUGAUAAUUUACAAUUAAUGGAUUGCCAAAUAGAAUUGAUGGACCAGUUUAGCCUCACAGAUUGCAUCGAUUUUUGUCCUUCGGAUAUCGAACUUAGUGAUGAUAAUUUUACCGUUGAUCGAGGUUUGGAUUCAGCAGUGAUAACCAUUGAACAGCCAGCAGAAGCAACCGUUAGUUCACCAAAACAGCCCAAGCCAAAGCUGUUAGAAAUAACGACAAAAAAAGUUGCUUUGCGCCAUUCGGCGAAAGUUGCUAAAGAGAAACUGAAAAAAGGAAGCUAUAAUGUGAGGAGAUUAAUGAGGAUUCUCGAGUCGAACGGCGUUGUGUUUAACCGUCUGAAACGGAGCAAAGCAAUUGAGUUGGCAGCUGCUGGGGAAACACCGUUAACAACUGAUUCCUUACCGCCGUAUGAAGCGAUUGCAUGUAAUUUAUCAUUUACAUGUUGGCUGGAGUCUGUGAUAGAGCAAGUAAACUCUGUGAUUGAAUAUGGGGGUGAUGGAAAACCGUCACCACAGGUAUUUAGCAUUCAUGAGGACUUUUUCAGUUGCCUUCGCGCACGUUUCUCGGUUGGGCAUACUCGCCGGAUGCCAGAUCAUGAAGUGAUUAUAAGCCAUGGGCCAAGAAAGGGUCUCACCAGUCAGGUUUAUAAAUUUUCCUGCUACAAAAGCUUGCGAAACGUAUUGAAAACGGAUAAGAUAGCGCUUAAAUUCGAAAAGUCUUUUUGUCGAAACGCUGAUGGCUCUUUCGAAGAAAUCGACCUGUGUGCACUAUCCAGAAGUCAAACGCACACAACCAGAGGACCCCUGAUCAAGCCCCUUCAAUAUAAGACGUACAUCAAAAUGGGCACUUACCGGAGCGACCCCAGCGGUAAGGUUUAUCAUUUUGUUAUCGAAUGGAUCGCUGGAACGCUGCCCCGCACUCGAUUUGGAGAGCUACGAUUCACGUUUGAGUACGGACACAAAGAGAACCACGCGAUUGUAGAUCCGCCGGAUGUUCGAAAUAGAAUUUCGGCACAGGAUGAGACACACAGUUGAUGGGUUUAAAGAUUUGCGAUAUAUUAGAUACCGUUGUUGGAAUGUGUACACUAUAUACAUUUCAGGAUAAAAUAGCACCUGUGACAUGCCAAGAAGGGUAAUAAAUAUCUCCGGUAUACAAAUAAACAAAGUUGACUAACAA
Wyeomyia smithii (pitcher-plant mosquito) is the source of this 2324-nucleotide messenger RNA. RefSeq lists its product as uncharacterized. The record is from RefSeq and is a predicted model, not a curated record. The coding region runs from base 143 to 2182 and encodes 679 amino acids. NCBI's taxonomy places the organism in Eukaryota, Metazoa, Arthropoda, Insecta, Diptera, Culicidae. The transcript has 5 exons. Gene Ontology annotation, cellular component: nucleus.